AUGUCCAAUACAGAGAACGCCACACAACCAGCCACUGCGCCACGUAGUGUCAAUGACCAAAUUGAAGCGUACCUACAGCAGACAAAGCAGUACACAUCUGAGCAUCCUUGGAUAACGUUCGCCGGCUGCUUUGCCACUGCAUAUGUCCUUGCAGGAAUGUACAAGAAGUUUUCGGGGUCCUCCUCGGGGAAGUUUGUCAAAGGCGGCUUUGACCCAAAGAUGAAUGCCAGAGAGGCACUUCGUAUUCUCGAUUUAAAGGAAUCCAACCUCAACAUAAAGAAGCUGAAGGACAACCACAGACGAAUCAUGUUGUUGAACCAUCCUGAUAAAGGCGGUUCUCCUUACUUGGCGACCAAAAUCAACGAGGCAAAGGAUUUCCUCAUCAAGAGAGGCGGUCUAAAAUAA
Messenger RNA from Pichia kudriavzevii, 405 nucleotides. RefSeq lists its product as uncharacterized. Gene Ontology annotation, molecular function: ATPase activator activity. Gene Ontology annotation, cellular component: PAM complex, Tim23 associated import motor. Lineage: Eukaryota; Fungi; Ascomycota; Pichiomycetes; Pichiales; Pichiaceae. The record is from RefSeq and is a predicted model, not a curated record. The transcript has a single exon. Gene Ontology annotation, biological process: protein import into mitochondrial matrix. Bases 1 to 405 code for a protein of 134 amino acids.